AAAGCUGGAAAAAAGAAGCGUGAAAAUUCAGAAUUUCUCAUAUCUAUCGAAACGACGAUUCCUUCCAAUUGCAAUUUUAACUCUCUCUCUCAUCCUCUUGCUUGUUCCCUAAAUUUGGGAAUCUCUACGUCGCACUCAUUUUCUCUCUCAUCACUCAGGUUUUUGAGGAAGUUGAGUGAUUUGAUUCUAAAGCUUAGUAAGAAAAAAUGUUUUUUAAUGGUUAUCCGUACCAUGGAGGUUCGUUUGAGCAAUCAUAUCGAUGUUACCCAGCAUCCUUCAUUGAAAAGCCACAAAUUGAGAGUGGUGAUAAGAUUAUAAUGCCUCCAUCAGCCCUUGAUCGUUUGGCUUCUCUUCAUAUUGACUACCCAAUGCUUUUUGAGGUGCAAAAUGACGCUGCAAAUCGAGUCUCCCAUUGUGGGGUUCUUGAGUUCAUUGCAGAGGAAGGCAUGAUUUAUAUGCCAUAUUGGAUGAUGGAAAACAUGCUUUUGCAAGAGGGAGAUAUUGUUCGGGUUAAGAAUGUGACUCUGCCAAAGGGGACAUAUGUUAAACUGCAACCUCACACACAAGACUUCUUGGAUAUUUCUAAUCCAAAGGCAAUUUUGGAGACCACUUUGAGGAACUAUUCCUGCUUGACUACUGGAGAUAGCAUCAUGGUGGCUUAUAAUAACAAGAAGUACUACAUUGACAUUGUGGAAACAAAGCCCUCUAAUGCAAUUAGUAUUAUUGAGACAGAUUGUGAGGUCGAUUUUGCCCCUCCUCUUGAUUAUAAAGAACCUGAAAGACCUGCUGUAUCUGGCUCUGGCAAGGCACCAGCUCAAGCUGAAGAGACUCCUGUUGAAAUAGAGCCGAAAUUUAAUCCCUUUACUGGUGUUGGAAGACGCUUGGAUGGGAAGGCUGCACAACCUUCAUCUUCUCCUGCUUCUACUUCGGUAACCAAAGAUAAGCAGCCUUCUCCUGCCUCUAGGCCUGGGCAGUCUGCUGCAGGGUCUAGUUCCCAAAGCACGAGUCGCCAGUCACAAGGAAAACUUGUUUUUGGUUCAAACGCCAAUCGUACUCCUGAGACGCAAAAGGAACCCGCCAAAGAAAAGAAAGAAGAGCCUCAGAAAGAAGAGUCAAAGUUUCAGGCUUUUCAAGGGAAGAAGUAUUCACUGAGGGGUUGAUCUUGUGAUUAUGUCACUUUACAGUUCACUGUCUCAGUGUUGAUAGAAUACAGAAUUUGAACACUUUGGCUGUACCAUCAAAAUGCAAGAGCAGGUUCUUAUUUUGAGUUGAACCGAAGAAAAAAGAAGAAAAUAGUUGCACCUUGUUAAGUUAUACAGUAGACUAAAAUGUUCUGAAUCUUCAUCUGUCUACACGAAAUGGAAAUUGCUCAAAACGUUUUCCUUGACAUUUUAAGAUCUAAACCCUGUGUAUACUUUUGUACCGAACUUUUCAUCUUCGAUUCCACAAGGUUCGUUUACAA
This is a messenger RNA of Beta vulgaris subsp. vulgaris (sugar beet), 1462 nucleotides long. RefSeq lists its product as uncharacterized. Gene Ontology annotation, molecular function: polyubiquitin modification-dependent protein binding. Bases 207 to 1160 code for a protein of 317 amino acids. The record is from RefSeq and is a predicted model, not a curated record. Gene Ontology annotation, cellular component: VCP-NPL4-UFD1 AAA ATPase complex. The transcript has 10 exons. Lineage: Eukaryota; Viridiplantae; Streptophyta; Magnoliopsida; Caryophyllales; Amaranthaceae.